Messenger RNA from Thlaspi arvense, 453 nucleotides. Lineage: Eukaryota; Viridiplantae; Streptophyta; Magnoliopsida; Brassicales; Brassicaceae. The record is from the annotation of a GenBank genome assembly.
AUGGAGAAUCUGCCGCCGGGCUACCGGUUCUACCCGACAGAGGAAGAGCUCAUAUCGUUCUAUCUAAGCAACAAGCUGCAAGGAACCCGACAAGACCUGGACCGGGUCAUUCCGGAGCUCUAUAUAUACGAGUUCAGUCCAUCUGAUCUCCCAGAGUUUGCCGGAGAACCGAGUCGCAUGGACACAGAACAGUGGUUUUUCUUUAUACCAAGACAAGAGAGAGAAGUUCGAGGAGGAAGACCGAACCGGCUUACCACUUCAGGGUACUGGAAGGCCACGGGCUCUCCCGGUUAUGUUUACUCUUCCCAGAACCGAAUCAUUGGAAUGAAGAGGACGAUGGUCUUCUAUCAAGGAAGAGCUCCCACCGGAAGAAAAACCGAAUGGAAAAUGAAUGAAUACAGGGCCAUAGAAGGAGAGGCUUCCUCGUCGAGUGGUGCUGUUCCAAAGGUAUGA